Molecule: messenger RNA, 669 nt
Organism: Arachis stenosperma
Lineage: Eukaryota; Viridiplantae; Streptophyta; Magnoliopsida; Fabales; Fabaceae
Exons: 5
Coding region: 1-669 (222 amino acids)
Source: RefSeq, a predicted model, not a curated record
AUGUCUGAGAAAAAUAAACUUGGACUACAUUUGCACAAGUUGCUUAUGUUACUGUCCAAACGAGUCUUCCACUAUGAGGACGAUAAAAGAGGGUGGAUAAAGCGGAGAAUUGUACAAAGAAUAGGAAGCUGCUGGAGGAAUUCAAGAAAUCAUUUGUUCUAUAAGGUUUAUGACGAAGAACUAACUUUUGAGGAAAACAUCAGGCGUAAGCCAGCAGGAAUAGAGGAAAAGUGUAAAAUAAAUGCCGUUAAUCGUUCAAAGCAACAAUACACACACAUCGGAGGUUCUAAAACGAUGGCAAGAAAGAGACACGAAGAAGAGCAACGACAGGGAAGGCCUAUUGGGAGAGGAGAGGGAUGGACCAUGAGUCAUAAAAAAAAGAAUGGAAAUUAUAUGAAUGAAGAAGCGCGUUUGGUUGGGGAAGCAUUUGAACUUAUUGAGACCCAAGACCCCUCUAGCAAGGAAUUUUCACAAAAUGAUUCCCUUGCACAAGUGCUUAGCAAGGAGCACCCAGGAAGAGUUCAUGGACUCGGUAUUGGUACAUGUCCGAGUCAGUGUUUUCAUAACAUUCCAGAGCAGUCGGACUACGGUGUACAGAUUGAGGAGUAUCAGAUGGAGAUUGUGAAACUCAAGGCGGAGGCAGCAAAACUCAAGGCAGAGGCAGCAUAA